This is a messenger RNA of Fundulus heteroclitus (mummichog), 3635 nucleotides long. RefSeq names its product leucine-rich repeats and calponin homology (CH) domain containing 3 (gene lrch3). NCBI's taxonomy places the organism in Eukaryota, Metazoa, Chordata, Actinopteri, Cyprinodontiformes, Fundulidae. The transcript is spliced from 20 exons. Gene Ontology annotation, molecular function: protein binding. The coding region runs from base 52 to 2235 and encodes 727 amino acids. The record is from RefSeq and is a predicted model, not a curated record.
CUCCACUGCACAGCAGCCGUUAGCAUCGCGGGCUAGCAGCCGGAGCGUGUAAUGGCGGCCUCGGUGUUACUGGGGUCUGCGGAAAGCACCGGAAUCAGCUUCACGGUCGGAGCCGGCGGCAAUGCGCUGCUGGGGAACUCUAACGGACUGGGCCAGGCGGGCCCGGCGUCCUGGAACCGGUCCCUGGACCGGGCGCUGGAGGAAGCCUCGGUCAGCGGCUGUCUGAACCUCAGCGGCAGGAAGCUGAAGGAGUUCCCCCGGAGCGCCGCCAACCACGACCUGACCGACACCGUCCGGGCCGAUCUGUCCCGGAACCGCUUGUCGGAGCUUCCUCCUGAGGUCUGCCUCUUCGUGUCUCUGGAGUACCUGAACCUGUACCAGAACUGUCUGAGGUCUCUGCCGGACGGCCUCGUCAACCUGCAGGCCCUGACCCACCUCAACCUCAGCCGGAACCAGCUGUCUGUCCUCCCAGCCGUCGUCUGCAGCCUCCCUCUGAAGGUUCUGAUCGCCUCCAACAACAAACUGGUGUCCCUGCCAGAAGACCUGGGUCAGCUGAGACACCUCACCGAGCUGGACGUGAGCUGUAACGAGAUCCGGACGCUACCGUCCCAAAUGGGUCAGCUGGAGGCUCUGAGAGACCUGAACAUCAGGAGGAACCACCUGGUCCGGCUGCCUGCAGAGCUGGCAGAGCUUCCUCUGGUGCGCCUGGACUUCUCCUGCAACAAAGUGACGUCCAUCCCCGUCUGUUACCGCGGCCUCUCCCAGCUGCAGGCCAUCGUCCUCGACAACAACCCGCUGCAGAGCCCACCUGCACAGAUCUGCAUCAAAGGGAAGGUCCACAUCUUCAAGUACCUGAACCUGGAAGCCAGCAAGACCCCACCAGAGCUGCCCGAGUACGAAAGACGACCUCUGACCUCCUGUGCUGAUGAGGCGUACCCAGGACGGCCGUACGGAGCGCUCGACUCAGGCUUCAACAGCGUCGACAGCGGAGACAAGAGGUGGCUGGGCAACGAGGUGUCAGAGGAGCCGUCGGAGCUGCCGCUCAGAGACCAGCGGCGGGCGGGGCCAGGAGCAGCCGCCAUGCCCAACGGCACACACGGCGAGCCGGAGCAGAUAGACUUCAUAGACAGCUGCGUGGAGGAGGAGGAAGAGGGGAAGAGUCGGCCAGCAGGAGACCGGAGCAGCCUCAGCUCUCAGUUCAUGGCGUACAUCGAGAGGCGCAUCACCAGAGAGGGUUCUCCGGUGAAGAACAGCUUGGCCCGGGCCGAAGACAUGAGGAGACACAGCAGGAACAUGGCGGAUGGCGUCGCAAUGUCUUCUACCUCCUAUAAUCAGAGAGGAGCGUCUGGUUCUGGUUCUGGUUCUGGAGGAGUGGAGAGGAUAAGGAGGGAAGCUCAGCUCGCCGCCCUGAGGUACGAGGAGGAGAGGCAGAGGAAUCGUUCGCUGCAGAAAGACGGCGUCACCAGCUACGCCAAGCAUAAAGCUGCUCAGAGUCCGUCAAAGUCCAGUCCAGAACCUGAGAAUGUGUACCCCUCCAGGCGCUCCACACACACAGAUGACUCAGCCCUCCUGAUGCAGGGGGAGGACAGAGCAACCUUGUCUCCUACAGCCAAUCCGUCGUCUUCGUACCCUAACUCGGGGGGCGGGGCCUCCAGUCGGACAGCCGGCGUGCGGCCAGAGAGCUUCCUGUAUCGCCUCGGUCAGAAGGACGAGAAGAGAAAAGGGGACGCUGUUGCUGCGCCUCCUCAGACCAAGCAGGAGGCUGCGGCAGCUCCUCCCUUGGUGGGAGAAGAUGCAGCGCUGGUGGAACAGCUGCGGAAGAACAUCGAGGCCCGCCUGAAGGUGGCGCUGCCGAGCGACCUGGGAGCAGCCCUGACGGACGGCGUGGUGCUGUGCCACCUGGCCAAUCACGUGAGGCCGCGCUCCGUCCCCAGCAUCCACGUCCCCUCCCCCGCCGUGCCUAAACUCACCAUGGCCAAGUGUCGCCGCAACGUGGAGAACUUCCUGGAGGCGUGUCGCAGGAUCGGAGUCCCACAGGACCGCCUCUGCUCGGUGGGGGACGUCCUGGAAGGGAAAGGGGGCGGGGUUUAUGAGACACUGUGGGCGUUGCUCUCCAUGGCCCCGCCCACUCUUAGCCCCUCCCUGCAGGUCCAGAUGGCUGGCUUUGCUCUCUUUUACCUGUCCGUCAUGUCGGCGCUCUGUGCCAUCUACGUUCACCUGGCGCCGCACGCUUAGAACCGGGACAGAACCCUUCCUCACAUCUGGAGCAGGACAGUUUUACUGUUGUCUCCCUCUGUAACCACCCUGUCCCCUCGCUAUUCUCCCAUAAAUAAGCACAGCUGAGGUUCUGGAGAACCCCCGGUCCAAUAAAGGUGACGGUACCCCCAGUGCCUCCUCGGUUCUGGUCUCAGGAGUGAUCCGAUCUGACCCAUCAGAGAAUCGCCUCUGAUUCGUUCCCCCCGUCCUGCAGUUGUUGGGGAACUGAGAGGGUUCUGGAAAGGUUCUGGAAGGUUCUGGAAAGGUUCUGGGCUCUACACGUGGGGAGACCCUCGGAACCGAUUAUGACUGAGAACCUGAAGCUGCUGGGUCCACUAGGACAAGAACCAGGGUCGUUCGUCACAAAAUAAACUCAACAGAACCAGAACACCCCGUUUUGUUUUUUUUUUGCUUCGGUACCGGCGGUUCCGAAGACGCCGGUUGUUCUACGACAGGUAAUCUGUUUCAUUUAGGAACCGGUUUGUUGGCUCAGACUGGGACCAGUUGGACUUUUCUGGACCUUUUCACCUCAGAUUCGGGGUUCUGACCUGAAAUCCGGGCCCUGAAUAGGACUUUUGGACCCGGACCGCCCGUUGUUAGCCCAGGUAGAACUUGUUGACCCGUCCGUUUGGCCCGGUUCCUGCCUGGUGACGCUCCAACCUCCUCGUGCCUUAUGUUCGCCUGCCUGUCUGAGUGCGUUUUUCACUGUUUUUACUGUGUGGAGUGGGUCAGAACCAGUGGGUCUUCACCGUGGAGUGCAGCAGAACCCAGAACGCCAAUGCCUGGUACCAGACAGAACCGAGUCUGGCUCCUUUUCUAUUUGCUGCUCUCUGGCUGGUUCUGGUAAGAAGCUGGGUUCACUGCAGAGCAUGCUCCAGCGAUCUGAACGUGUUUUUGUAUUCCAGUAAAAGAACCGGCCCGGCCCACGGCGCCAGAACCAUAGAAACCACCUCCUCCGGUGUUUGGGUUGUCCUUCAGCCGCCCCCCCCCCCCCCCCCCCCCCUCUGUCCUCUGCUGACUUCUUCCUGAUUGUCUUUGUGUGGCGUUGCUGCUGUGAAGUCAGAAGAUGUGAGGAAAGUCCAGCAGAACCAGCAGAAUUUGAGCUGAGCUGUGGUUCCGUCACUCAGACGCACAGCUGGACACCAAAGAGCUGAUGAGCUCCUGAAGGUUCUGGUCGAUGUAUUUCCUGCGCUGGUAGCCGACAUGUGGACCGGGACCAGAACUGCUCCCACCUGUAGAAAAAUGUGAAACGGUCCAGUUUUCUAAGCUGAAGAGUGGCGCUGAUGUUUUUAUCGGGCUCUGUGCCUCUGCUUGGUCCCGCUGUUGGACACUUUUUCUUUUUUUUUCUCUGAAUUCUCUAAAUAAAGUCAAGAAAAGCA